AUGUCGCGAUACGCGUCGCCCGGGUACAGUGCCGCAGAGCUCACCGCCGCGGUGCGAGAGCGCGGGCGAGAGGCGGUGCAUUGGCUCAUGGCGGGAGAGGACGCGGGUCCGCCCCCGGGACUCAUCGUGGACCCCCUCUCCGGAAACUACGCGGCGUCUCCCUCCGCGCUCGCCGCGGCGCGCGCCAGGCGCACGGGCGACGGCACCGGCGAGCUGCACCCGCCGUCCAGCGCCGCGAAGGAGGCGCUCAGCUCGCGAGUCAAGCAGCAGCAGCGGCUGAGGGGCGCGGUGACCAAGAUCGGCGCCGCGAGCGCGCUCGCCAAUUCCAAUUCCACGCCCACCCCCGCGAGGACGCCCACACCCGCGAGGACGCCCGUCCCCUCCCCUCACGGCAGACCCGCAUCGCGACGCGAGGUCACGCCGCCGAAACCCCCGCGGUUCGGGUCACCGUCGCGAGCGGCGGCGGCGGCGGCGAGCCGUUCGACGCAUCCGCCGGCGGGAAGGCGGACUCCGGCGGGAAGCUCGACCCCGAAGUCCACCUCGGGCAGAAGGAGCAUCAGGGACGACCCGCCGUCGCCCGCGUUCAGGCCGACGCCGACGCCGACGCGCUCGUCGCGGCUCGGGCGGGACGGUGGCGUGGACCACACUCAUCAUUCACCUCGUUCACCCGUACAAUACAACGCCGCCCUCAUCGACGAGCUCGAGCGGAGCCGCGAGGAGGAAGCCGAGCGCUCACGGCGCGCGAGGAUGGCGGAGAUCACGAGAGCCGCGGGUGAGGCGACGGCGGUGGCCACGGCCGCCGCCGCCGUCGCCGGCGCCACCGCCGUGGCGAGCGCCGUGCGUAGGCAGCUUCAACAGCGGCGGGACCUGCCGAGGGCGCCGUCGCAGACGCCUCUGAGUUACCCGGACCCGCCCACCGUGCAGCAAACGACGACGACGCGGUCGGUGAACACGGAGAUUGUCGUCGAGCGCGUGUCGCCGCCGAGCGCGACGGCGGGCGGCCCGACCGCGUCGUCGUACUUGAGGUCGGGGGAUCGAAUCCCGACGUCGCUGGACCCUCGAGAGCCGGACCCUCCUUCUCCCUCGUUCCACCCUCGCGGUUUCGUUCCCGACAGGAGAGACGCCGAGGCUACGGUGAUGCGCACAGCGAUUAAGCUCGAGAAGGAGCGCCGGAAACUUCGAGAGGAACGCGAGAUUUUCCAGAAGCGACAGUGGGAUCUCGACGCGAGGGAGCUGGGGCUGAAGCAGAGGGAGGCGCGGUGCGCCGAGGCGAUCGAGCUGUACCAAAUCCGCGAGGACCGCGCGGGCGAGCACAUAUCCGCGUCGAACGCGGCGCUCCUGCGAGAGUCGGAGGAUGCGAGACGAGACCUGGAGGGACUCAAGAACGCCGCGAUCGAGGCCGAGGAGCGCGCGCGACGCGCCGAGGCGAGGCUUCGCAUGAUCGAGGAGGACGCGACACGUAAGCGGGACGAGUUGGAGUCUUUGCGAGCCAAAGCCCGGGCGAGGGCGGCUAACGACGCGAGAAGGAUCGAACAGGAGCCAGAGUGGGAGCGAGCGUCGUUGGCGUUGAACAGGGAGACGAAGCUUCGCGAACUCCUCGCCGAGACGUUCGGGGUGGUCGGGGACGUCAACCGCGCGCUGGAGCACGGCUUCGCGCGAUGCGGCGCGCUGGCGGAGGGGGUGCUGGCGCGCGUCGGGGCGGUGGCGGACGCGACGGAGGCGGCGCCGGCACCAGCUGGCGGAACGCGCGAGGUUCAUCAUCAUCUGCGCGGCGUCGCUCGCGAGCUCAGGGCGGAGAGCGCGAGGUUCGAGGCGGCGUGGUCGGAGCUGCACAAGGCGUACCGGCGGGGUAGGCGGGAGGUGGACCGGCACGCGGCGACGAUCGAGAUGGAGUCCGGGAUGUCGCUGGACGACCGUCCCGGGUACUACUAG
Molecule: messenger RNA, 1932 nt
Organism: Micromonas commoda
Lineage: Eukaryota; Viridiplantae; Chlorophyta; Mamiellophyceae; Mamiellales; Mamiellaceae
Exons: 1
Coding region: 1-1932 (643 amino acids)
Source: RefSeq, a predicted model, not a curated record